AUGUCGGUUAUGGAAGGCGCCUACUGGACCGUGCGUAUAUUUCCUGCACAAACGAUAGUUCAGCGCCGCUUCGCCUUGGAUUAUAAUAACAUGUUUCCGAAACAUUUAGCCAACAUGCAGGGCCAACCAUUACGUAUAUACGCCAAGGCCUGGUAUCCGCAAAUCUACACCUUUACACCGGCGAAGGGUAAUUCCACAUUGAGUGGCUUUUUGGGCAGAGCUUUGUUGGAAUAUGCGAAAGUGCAUAAUGCAACCAUUGAAUAUCCAUUAACUUUGCAUCGAAAAUUUUACACUUAUUCCGAAUUUUAUGAUUUCUUUGAGAACAAAACCAUUGACAUCGGCUCCCUAACACCCAUCGAAGUCACAGAUCGAAACGUUAGUUUCUCCGUUGUAUUUCAUCGCAUCGACUGGUGUCUGAUGGUGCCGAUGGAGCAACCACUGCUGAAGUCCAGAAUCUAUUACAGUAUUAUUCAGAAGACCGUUAUUAUUUUAUUUAGUGUUUGUCUAAUGUUGACCUCCUGCCUUUGGGCAUUCAUAAUGCGUUGGCAAUCUGAACAGCCACCAUCACUUAUUGAACACUUCUUCAAUGUUUCACUGUUUCAGGGUUUGCUCGGCAUGCCCUUUCGCAUGAAGAGACGCAUCUCAGGGGUGCACAAGAUUAUAUGCCUCACCAUCUCUUUGGCGAGUGUGCUCAUUGUCACCGCAUACAUCACUUACCUGCAGAGUUUCAGUGUGAAUACACCAAUCACUGGCCAAUUGGAGACUAUUGCGGACUUACUUAAUGCCGGCAUUAAGUUAGCCAUUAGCAGGGAGGAAUUGAGUUUGAUACACAAUAAUUGGGAAUAUCGCAAAUAUAUUCGGAAUUUUACCGUUUUCGAUAAUUUCACGGAAUUCCUCAUACUGCGCGAUUCCCUCGAUACGGGCUAUGCAUUUACGGUAACCGAUAUGUGGACCAUCUACGAUGAACAACAAAAGUACUUCUCGCGUCCUCUAUUUCGCCUAUCAGACAUUUGUUUCAGCCGAAACUAUCCAAUGGUUUUACCGUUGCAAGAGAGUUCCGUACAUCGCCAUCAUUUAAAUGGAUUUCUCGCACGUCUACACGAAGCCGGCCUGAUAAAUCAUUGGACACGACAUAGUUUUUACGAAUUGUUGCAAAUGGAUUGGAUUUUUUUGAAAGAUCCAAACCAACACCACGGUUUUAAACCAUUGAAAUUAGAGGAUUUGAAUGAAAUAUUGGUGGCUAUGGGUAUAUUGUUUACUUUGUGUGUCCUUUGCUUUGUAUUCGAAUAUUUUGGUGCUACGAUUAACAAAAUUACUCGCUUAGCUGUGAGAAUUGUGAAAAGAAGAAAAUAUAAAAAGUGA
This is a messenger RNA of Ceratitis capitata (Mediterranean fruit fly), 1362 nucleotides long. RefSeq lists its product as uncharacterized. The record is from RefSeq and is a predicted model, not a curated record. Bases 1 to 1362 code for a protein of 453 amino acids. NCBI's taxonomy places the organism in Eukaryota, Metazoa, Arthropoda, Insecta, Diptera, Tephritidae. The transcript has a single exon.